Molecule: messenger RNA, 6261 nt
Organism: Pseudopipra pipra
Lineage: Eukaryota; Metazoa; Chordata; Aves; Passeriformes; Pipridae
Product: WAS/WASL-interacting protein family member 1-like
Exons: 4
Coding region: 1-1122 (373 amino acids)
Biological process (GO): actin filament polymerization
Cellular component (GO): actin filament
Source: RefSeq, a predicted model, not a curated record
AUGACUGACUUAGAGUACCACAAUGCACUCACAAAGAUGGUAAAUGUAGACUACACAGAACGGGAGCUGCCUGAAACAGAGACGAAAGAAGUGCUAGAGCUGAUGUCGCUUCCUGAUGAUGAAAACUACCCAAGAACUACAACUACUUCUGCACAGUCCUUUCUUCCCUUUGCCACUUACUCCCCUGUACCCCGGGUAACAGCUAAUCCCCUCUGCUCCCGGCAGUGCUGGGCCGCUGGGCUGGGAGGCCCGGCCCGCUGCUGGAGAGGGCAGGGAGGGGAAGGGGAGACAAGGAGGGGGGAUUACCUGAGCAAAUCGGCGUCUGAAUCCAACGAGAAUCCGAGUGAGGGGGAGAGAAAUCCGCCCCCCUCCCUCCUCAGAGGAGCCGCCGCCGCCGCUGGGCCGCCGCCGCCGCCGCGGAGCAAGAGGAGGAGGGGAGAUAAUAUAACAACAAUAAUCCGGGCCGGGAGGGGGGCUGGCUCCUCUUCCGUCUCCUCCUCAGUGCAGCGAACAUGUAGAGCCGGGGGGUGUGCGGCCGAGGCAAAUCCCUUCCCCCCGAGCCUCCUUCACAACAUCAACACGGGCCGGGCCGCGCCGAACCGGUUCCGAGCCGCGCUCCGGGCGGGGGGGAGCGGGGGGUGGCCGGGGGGCAGCGCUGCCAAGGGGCCGCCGCCGCCGCCGCUCCCUCCGAGAGUGCGAGCGCAGGAGAGCGGGGAGGGGCGGCCUGGGCACGAACAAAAUGCCGACCGGAAGUGCAGCGGCAGGAAUGACUCCCUCCACCGGCGCCAAACACCAGCAGCCUCCCCCUUCCCUUCCCUUCCCUCCGCUGCCUCCUCCUUGCCCGAUCGCUCUCUCGCUCCACCAGCGCCGCUUCCGCCGCCGCAGCUGGAGUGGCUCCCUCGCCUCGCCCGGCGGAGCCUCCGCUGCGUGGCUCUUCUCCCCCUCCCCACCCCUCCGGCUGCCGCACGAGUUUCUCUUUCCUUUUUUUUCUUUUCUUUACUUCCCCCCCCCCCCCCCCCCCCCCCCGUGCUGCGCGGAACGAGACCGAAGUUUAAGCUUAAGCCUGCCCUGAGAGGAUUUGUGAAGAAAGGACCGUCGGAAAAAACCCACACGUUUUGGUGAUUAUUUUUUGUCUUGCCUAAGGAUGGUGGGGAGGAGGAGGAGGAGGACUGCAAAAUGCCGCUCGCAGGAGGCAGACCUGGAAAGGCGCCUUAAAAUGAAUCCUCAAAGGCGGCAGCCCCAGCGGGUGGGACACUCGUCCGAGUUACUAUCGCCGCUCAUGUCUGUCUUUGUGGAUGUGAGAGGCCGCGCCGCAGGAACCGAAACACCCGCGGCUGAAAGCGUUGCCGGGGCGAGGAUUUCCAGGUGGACAUACCGAACGGGACUGGCUUUCAAAAACAACCUUUUUGGACGGGGACAAUAUUGAUGUUCAGGUGAAAUGUCCUUCGCUGGAGGCUGAUGCUCCACCGCCACCAGAUUUGCGGGAAAUAUUUUAAUUGUGUGUUGUGAAGGAGUGUUUGCAGAAAGAGAAUGUCCUAAUAUGAAAGACUUUAUGGUGUUCCGCUGUACAGGUAAAACUGAAUAAUGAUAGCACAGGAUAAAAAUGAAGGAGCAUUUAUAUCCGAUUAAUUAACUAUAUCUUUUAGUACUCACUUAAUGUCGUUUUGCUGCUCAGUACUUGGACAAAAAUCCCUUCAUUUCUAGAGGAAGCAUUGCUUGUCUGUCGACUUCAGGAUUCAGCUGGACACAGCUGUUAAUACCCUGUGACAUAUAAACACACCCUUUCAGCGCUGGAUGGAUGUUAUUUGCACAAAGGGAUAAUAUCUUACACCAAUGCACUUGAAUCUUUCCAACGCUUGGGAUUUUCAGAAUAGCGCUCUGUUUUUAGAACAGAUUUUAAAUGCCUCUCAAGCUUAAACUGCUACUAAAUUCUUAAUUUUGGAUGAAUCAAAGUUCAUUUUACAAGCAUAUGUGUUUUUGUUUGAGAGUACAUAAAUGAAUAUGGCACUAGAGAAUAUAGUAAUUAAGUACCAGAAAUACUAAUAUCUACUGGCUCAUAUUAAUGGAGAUAGAGUAAACUGAGCUCUGAAAAAAAUCUAUUCCAUACCUUUGUUCCUGUUAAUAUAAAAGGCUCCAAUCUUAUAAUCGUUUAUGCAUUUACAACUUGAAGUUAUCCAUGUGAAAUAAAGGGAAAUAGUUGGUUUGCAAAUGAAGUGUGUGUGUUCUUAGGUCUUUGCACUUAAUUUAAUAUGUUGCAACUCUGUAACUCAAGGGGGAAACUAUUUACCUUCUCUUGGUAACAAAUUAAAUUUAAUGCACUACCUAUCUGGAGUUCACAUACCCCUAUAUGUUUGUAUUUAUAUAUCUAUGAAUUCUCAGGAAAAUGUAAUUCUAAAAUUAAAAAGUUAGCCCAGGAAUACUACUUGAAUCUACUUCUAACUGAUUGUUACCAAUUCAUGUUGAUGGAGUCUUUCUGUGAUUUUAGUAAUUUAUUUAUAUAAUUAUUUUUUCUCAAUUGGUAAAUUAAUAUGUAAAUAAAAUAUAAAUACUAAAAUUUUAAUUUUAAAAUGCCAAACAUGAUUUAGACAGUACAAACAUUAUGGUAACUAAGAGACGACACCUAUUUGACUACAGUUUCAGUGAGAGUGUCACUGGACCAUUUUAUGCUUUAUAAUACUGUUCAACUACAAGAAUUUGUAGAGAUGGCUAUUUUAUCUGAGUACUAUGUUGUAUUAUCUACACAUGAAAACAACUCAUUCAAACCACUAGUUCUUUUAAAAGGUCAUGUGUGACACAUAUGGGCAAAUCAGGAUUGUUUUUUCCUUAAAGAAAAUUAAAUAUUUUUUAUUCCAUUAGAUAUUACUCUAAUCUACCUUUUAAAAUGAAAGAUCAAAUUCUUUGACUGCAUUUACACAAGUGGCUCCUUUUAUUUCUCUUCAAAAGCCCACUCACAGCAAUUUAUUGCAGAAUGGAGGCUCACUGUGUUCCUAAAAAUACUUCAGUAUGCACAGGGUUCAUCUCAUUAUGCCUGAAAUGGCCAGAAAAAGUGAUAAAUCAAGUAUUUCAGAUUACCUGAAAACUCUUGUAAGAUCCUUUAAAAACCUUAUUUCUGCUCCAGGCCUUAGUCAUGGGGUGGGGAUAGUCCUAAUCUAUAUGGGAGGAGCUAUGCAGUCAUGCAGCCCUGACUGUGGCACACAGAGGAGCACACGCUGCCUGAACAAAGCUGGUCGCAGUGUGGAGGAGGGCAGAGCUCCCUGAAUUCCCCUGACAAAUCCACAUCUAUAUAGUCCAGAAAAUGAACUGCAAGUUUCAGGGUUAAGCUUUAGAACCUAAUCCUGCUCCUUUUGAUGUCAAGGGAGAAUGUGCCUUUUGCCCCAAACCAAUGACUGUGCUCCCAUAAAUUUAAGCUGUUUACACAGUCUGUUAUUCGGAAAUUGGCUUCUUGUUCUUCAAAGAGUAUUCUAAUUCAAAAGGCAGAAAUUAAAAACUGUUUUUAAAACAUAUUUCUCAAACAAUUUUCACAAAAUAUAUGGAAAGCUGUAGGUAUGCCUCUUGCUGCUGUUUACAACUGCAUACUGAGAUAAGCUUUCCAGAUGCAAAGAUAAUAUUUGUUGAAAUUAGAGAAGAGACCUCUUUGCUCUCUUCAUUCCGAUGUUAAACUUCCCUGACUGCUACAUGUUGUUAUUCAGCUUCAUAAAUUAUGGACAGCAUGUAAUACUGGAGUAAAAAUACAACUUUUACUUAGAUAUGAUUGUUUUCUUAGAUGUUAUUGUUGUAAUUUGAUUUUUUUUUUUCUGUAAAAUGUAUUGUGCUUUUCCAUUUCUAUUUCUUUAAGGGCCAUUAUAACACUCAGGUACCUGUCAUUUUAAGUUGUUAAUGGGAUACUCAAACAUUGUUAUCUUUACAUUUUAGUAAUUUACAGGUAGGAUGUAUUUCCAGAUAGAUUUUUGAAAUAAAUGACAUGUCAGUAAAAUAGUUAUAAAAUUAAGAUUGUAUAUUUUUUAUAUUUUCUCAAUAAAAAGUGGGAGCUUGUUAUCUGAAGGUAAUACAGUAAUGCAAUCAUUAGCCAUCAUCCUAAAUUUAAGUAUUCAAAUUAUUUAGAAUCUGGUGUUAAGGCUGGACCACAACAGUGCACAGGAAGAAUGUAAUAAUGUAUUCUGUAUGACAACUAAUAUAGUUAUGUUCUUUGCAUUGACUUUAGUUCACAGGAGCAAAUAAUAGCACCAUGUAAUUGAUUAACUGGAAAAUAUUCAUUGUGCAAAGUAAGCAACCUAUACAUGAGGCCUCCAGUGGUACAGGUUAAAUAAUAAGCCAAGGAAGCUGGGAGACUGAGAAGUAAAAUAUUUGUCCUCUGACUUGCUGUAAGCUUACAACUUCAUGGGGACUACUGAUUUAGGGGUUUUUUCCUGACAAGCCAGGUGGAGGUAAUUUUUUUCCUUCUUCUAAUUAUUUAGCUUAAUUUACUAAAAAAAGUUUAAUAUGAAAUUAAAUAAUACUUUCUCAUUUUUUCUAAAUGACAAACUUGCAUUAUCUCUACCGUGUUAAGAAUGUGCUUCUAUUUGUAUAGGAUAUGAAUUUUAUGGCAGGUAUAUCUAUUAAAAUGUAUAAUUGUUUCCAUGGGGAACAAAAGACAGAAGACAAAACUUUUGUACUUUCACUUGAAUGUUGAAGUAAGCUCUUGAUUAUGCAAGGAACUAAGGACUCUGAAUAAAGUUAAUGUAAAACACAUAAUUCAGACUAUAAAACAUACAUAAUAAAUAAAAUACAGUGAUAGACUGCUGGACAAGUAGACUGUCCUGGUAUUGUUACGUUAGGGCCAUAAGAACAGACCUAACAAGUUAAAUCCCUUAAUUUUGUAGGGAAGAUAAAUGAUCAGUUACAUACUGUCAUAGCAAGCAAUCUGAAAUCUGGCCAAAGAUGCUCCUUAGGCUCUUUCCUGUGGAUUCACCAUUGCUGAAUUUCAGAAAGGAAGAAGGUAUCAUUCCAGUAUUGCAUGUUAGCUACAUAAGAAAUCCUGUGCAAUUUCACAUAAGGGGGCUGUUGAGGGCCACUGUGGAUAAUUUUAAGAGAUAAAUAUAAAAACAUUCAGGCUUUUUUUAUUCUCCACUUUUUAAGAUGUAAAGCUAAAUCAAUACAGAGCUUCACAAGCCAGCAAGUAAAUGUGGACAUUCAUCUUCUGGUAAAGGACAGAAGCUGAAAAUUAAGGACCAUUGUAUUCAGCACAAGAUGAAAGUCAUACUUGCAUGGAUUAAAGUAAUCUGAGAAUAUUAUAACAUGCUUCAGAUGCCUUGCCACUCCAUUUUUAAUGAACUUGCCAGUAAAGAGAAUACAUAAGACACAGAUAAGCUUAUCUAUAUCAUGUAGGUUAAAAAAGCUUCUUGGGCUCAGGCCUUUAAAAACUGCUUCUUUGGAAGAAAGCAGAACUUUUCUGUUCUUCGGAUACUGAAGUGUUAACUACCUCAGCCAAAAGAUUCAAUAGCUACAUAUAAAAGAACAGGUUAAACAUGCCUGGGACUGUUCUCUGGCAUUAGGGCUGGUAACCACAUAAUGUUUUAUCCUUGUAUUAUUAAACCCUUCUAUUCUUCAGAACAGGAUAGUCACAUGCAUGUAUUGGGAAUGGUUCCUGACUCACACUAACUUCUAAACUGUGCACAGGAAUUGUUUAGGAAAGUGCUAACUGCCAUGCUUUAAGCCUGUGCCAAGGUUAGUUUGAACACUUUAGAACACAAUUUUUAGACAAAUUAUUUCCAAUGUCCAUGCACGUUUCAUUUACAUUGCAUUUUACAAACACACCUCUGGCAAUCUCCUGGAAUUGAUUAGCCAAAAGAAAGGUAAGAAGAAACUGUGGUCCGCCAUCUAGAGAUAAAUCACAUUCAUAUUUCCAAUUAUUUCUUUAUUGAAGCAAUUAAUUACCUGAUUUUUUAUCCAGAAACCUGACAAAAGAGAGUUGAUUGAAAUUUGGCUAUCGUUAGAUGUUUGUUCAUGUGAAGUGAAGCCAUUUUAAAAAGUCAUACACACUGUAAACUGCAACAGAUGUCCCUUUUUAUUUUAGACAUCCUGUGGCCCUUAUGAAAGGAUGUUACAGUGAGAACAGGAAAACACACAUUGUGCAAGAAAUGAAAUAAAGGCAAGCAACUUUUGCACUUAUGGUUGUAAACAUCAAUUUGUAAUGAAAAUUACUUCUAAAGUGUAAUUUAUUGAUUUUAAGAUAAGAAUGGGAAAGGAGUAAGGAUAAAUGAACAUCAUUGGUGAUUUUCUGAA